Eutrema salsugineum is the source of this 941-nucleotide messenger RNA. Its product is annotated as PHD finger protein ING1. Gene Ontology annotation, cellular component: nucleus. The record is from RefSeq and is a predicted model, not a curated record. The transcript has 7 exons. NCBI's taxonomy places the organism in Eukaryota, Viridiplantae, Streptophyta, Magnoliopsida, Brassicales, Brassicaceae. The coding region runs from base 59 to 766 and encodes 235 amino acids.
UGGCAUUUUAGCCAUCCGCUCUUGCGAACUCCAAUCUUGCGAAACCCUAAAUGCCCAAAUGUCUUUCGCCGAUGAGUUUGAAGCUAAUCUUGUCUCGCUGGCCCAUGUUUUGCAGAAGAAAUAUGCACUCCUGCGUGAUUUGGACAAAAGUUUGCAAGAAAAUCAAAGACAAAACGAACAACGGUGUGAGAAAGAGAUAGAUGAUAUAAGAAGAGGCAGAACUGGAAAUGUCACGCCCAGUACUUCUCUUACACAGUUCUCAGAGGAAGCACUCGAUGAACAGAAACACAGCGUCAGGAUUGCUGAUGAGAAAGUCGCAUUGGCUAUGCAAGCAUAUGAUCUGGUGGAUAUGCAUGUUCAGCAACUUGACCAGUAUAUGAAAAAAUCCGAUGAGGAGAUGCGCCGAGAAAAAGAGAAAGAAAAUGCUGCUGCAUCAAACCUUGAGAGCAGCGAAGCCGGGAAGGCAGGUGAAGGUAGAAGAGGAGGGCGAAAGAAGACAAGGCUAGCAACGGCAGCGUCAACAGCAGCAGCAGCAACAACUGGGACAAGUUCGACUAAUAUGGAUUUGGAUUUGCCUGUUGAUCCAAACGAACCAACUUACUGCACCUGCAACCAAGUUAGCUAUGGCGAGAUGGUUGCCUGUGAUAACAACGAGUGCAAGAUUGAGUGGUUCCAUUUUGGCUGUGUGGGUCUGAAAGAACAACCCAAGGGGAAAUGGUACUGUCCGGAUUGUGCUACGGUCAAGAAGAGCAGGAAAGGCCGAUGAUUUUAAAAAUCUUCUUGUCGUCUACUAUCCAACUUCUAUGUAAGCUGUUAGCCAUGGGAUGAUGUUUCUUUAGCUCUUUUGUUUCACAAAGUUUAUCUGAGCUUGAGCUAAUGAUGUGAUCCGAUCCAACAAUUAUACUAAACAAAGAAGCCACUGGAACAAAAUGUAGAGAUAA